This is a messenger RNA of Candoia aspera, 4283 nucleotides long. It is a transcript of the gene VWA5B2, whose product is annotated as von Willebrand factor A domain containing 5B2. The transcript is spliced from 22 exons. The coding region runs from base 287 to 4231 and encodes 1314 amino acids. Lineage: Eukaryota; Metazoa; Chordata; Lepidosauria; Squamata; Candoiidae. The record is from RefSeq and is a predicted model, not a curated record.
UGAGGAAGGACUGGAGAGAGUCUGCAGCAGAGAGGGUGUGCUGUAUGAGCGAGCAAAUGCACAGAGAAGUGGGACGUCUGCCAAUUUUCCCCUUGGAAGGGAAAAGACAGAAACGGGGAGCUUGGAAAAUUAGACUUCUGCUCACUAUUGAUGACAGGAGCAUAUCCAAAAGGGUGAUGAUGUUCAAGCCAUAUUAAUUCAUCUAAAAGCAAGCUGGUUAAGGCUGCAGAUUGUGUGCCAUUCUCCAGCUGCAGAAAUUGAGGACUGUUCAUUUGACCCAAAGAUCAUGCCAGGGUUGUACUGCUUGCCUUCCUGGACUGCCCUUCCUUUACAGAGCUCAUGUGUGAAGGCCUGUGCCAAUGGGUAUACCUUGGGCAUCACUGCCAACCUUACUUACAUCAAUCUGGAGCAGCAACCUGUGGAAGGAGUGUUCGUCUAUCCCCUGGAGGAGUCAGAGGUGGUCGCAGGUUUUGAAGCAAUGACGGGAAACAGAACCUCCACCUUCCAGAUCCAGACCCGGCCUCAAGUGGAUGAUUGCUGCCUUGACUGUAAUAUGAAUUGCAACCAGCCACUCCGCUGCAGUAACGGUCACUUGAUUCUUGAUGGAGACUUGGCACGUUCAACUUUCAUUGUCAGCACAGGCCCCAUUGAGCCCUCAGAAACUGUGACUGUGCACUUCAGUAGCAGCCAGGAGCUGGCAACCUUGCCCAGUGGCGCACUGCACGUCUCCUUCCCAUCUGUGCUCAUGCCUCUUGUUGUAGCCGCUCCUGAAAGUGAAAGUGAAACAAGCUUGUGUGACGACAGGUUGGCCCUAUGCUCCACCAGCUGUUUUGGCUCUACUGGUCUGAAGAGUGAGCAGUCUUUUCCUGUGCCUCCCAAGGACACCAACAUCUUCAGAGGUGACAUUUAUAACCCCUUCCCUUACGAGUUCAGCUUCGAGAUGCUGGUACAUGGACCGUGUUUGCUGGCAGGACUAGAAAGCCCAUCGCAUGCUCUUCGAGCUGAUGCAAAUCCAUAUGCUAGUUCAGCAUCAACGAUAUGCAUUACCUUGGCAGAUAAGCACAGAUACGACAGGAAGCUGGAAAUCAUCUUGCAUCCUUCUGAACCUCAUCAUCCCCACUUAAUCAUUGAAGAUGGUGCCAUGACUUAUCAUGAAUAUGAGGCACACAUAAGGAACCGCUGGGAUUAUGCACGGAUUGCCAAAAAGGACAGUGAUGGAGAGAGACAGGUUGCCUUUGUCCAGAAGAGGUUCCACAAAGAUAUUUUCUACAAUCCUGUCCUGAUGCUGAAUUUCUGCCCCAAGAUAGGCAGCAUUUCUACUGACAUUCAGACUGUGACUCGGGAGGUGCUCUUCCUCAUUGACCAGACUGGAAGCAUGAGUGGCUCCAGCAUUGAUGGGAUCAAAGAUGCUCUGCUAGUAGCUAUAAAAAGCCUUCCUUCCAGCAGCUUGUUGAACGUUGCAGGCUUCGGCCCCAACGUCAAACCUGUCUUCAAGACAAGCAAGCCUUGUAAUAGUGACACCCUUAGGCUGGCCUGUGAAUAUAUUAAGAAGCUGCGGGCUGAUGUGAGUGGGACCAGCCUUCUUGCUGCUCUGAACUGGAGUUUGGGACAGCCUCUCCACCGGGGAUAUCCAAGGCAGCUCUUUAUCUUUAUGGAUUCCAGUGUAGAAAACCCAGGCAAGGUUAUUGAGCUAGUCAGGAGACAAGCAAGCACUGUCAGGUGUUUCACUUUUGGCCUGGGGUCUGCUGCCUGCCAUCGGCUCCUCAGGGGAUUGGCAAAAGUUAGCAGAGGCCAGGCAGAAUUCCUCAGCCCAGGUGAAAGGUUGCAGCCUAAGCUGAUAAAGUCUUUGAAGAAAGCAAUCGAGCCAGCUGUGAGUGAUAUCACCAUCGAUUGGUAUGUGCCUGACACCAUGGAGGCCCUGCUGUCACCCAAUGAGAUUGCAGCCCUUUAUCCUGGAGACCGGCUCAUCAGCUACUGCACCCUUUACCAUGUUGCCAGCUUCCAGGACAAGAAAGCAACAGGCAGAGAGCAAAUAUGUCGGAGCUUCUCCAGAGGAUCUGCAGGGCCCGUGUUUCCAUCCCAGGAGGAGGUAGAAGCACAGGAAGGACAUUCAACUGGGGAGAAUCAAGACAUCUGUAAAGCCCUUCAUGACAUUUCCCAUGAAAUAUCCCUGAAGUUUUCACCUGGGGACACUGAUGCGUCUGUGAAGAGUGGAGAUCCUGUGUCUGGAGGAGACAUCUGGAAGCGGAUUUACCAGCCUUCCUACAUCCAGGAGCAAUAUGUCCUUACUCACUGCUCAGUCAGCACCGACCAUAGCCAGGGCUUGUGUCACAGCUCUACCAGCAGUGAGUCUACUGGCUCCAGAGAUGUACCUCCAGAGAAAGGCUCCUUAGCCCAGGCUCUUGAAAGCAGCUCUCAGCAAGGACAAAAGAGUGUGUCUCUCUGCAACUCUUCCACUAAGUCUGCUCCAAUUCCCCAGACUCUGGCUGGGGCUGGGGCUAAGGUAUCCUUUGCCCUGAGCUCGGAAGAGUUGGUGCGUAGGAAGAAAGCCCUGGCUCAGGCUGCCAUGUCUGGACGUAGUUUCUCCUCCCCACAUGGCGAGUUGGAUGCCCAUCGGCUGUGCUGGGCCCUGGAGAAAGUGUCCCAGAAACACAACCGGUCUCUGGAAGGGAAGUUGGAUGACAUUGGGCCUGAGCUGCAGAAGAUGCGCAAAGGUGCUGCUGAUUCCAGCAACUUGCUGUCACCUGCCCACCUUGACUGGGACAUGCUUUUGGAGCCCCCAUACCUUUUCAGCCCAUCACCAGCCUUGGAGCAAGGAAUACAUGAUGGCAACCCCUGGCCACCUCUCCAGUGCCAGGCGGUGAUCCACGCCCUCAGUGCAGGGAAGCCGGUCUCCUGGGAGGUGACUGUUGGCCUGGAUUCCUUGUUCCUUUCCAAGGACAGCCUGGAGCUGUCCCAAUGGCAACAGUGCAGCACGGGAUUUGAGAAACUACUUCACCACCUGACUGCUAGCUCUGUUAUCCGGGAUAACGAGAAUGUGGCUCAGAGAGAAGCAGAACUGGAACACGGUUUCUUCCGAAGGUUCCGCCUUAAAGCUGUUCAAUCAAGCAAGGCUUGCAAUAUCCCUUCCAUGUUUACCACCGUGGUGCCUGUAGACUCUUCGACUAAGGAGACCUUGCCUUUAGCACUUGAAGUUCGCAACACAGACAGCAUAAACAACCAUCAGAAAGGGUCCCGUUUAGUCAAUCAGCGUCAUCAAAGCUAUUCGCUCAGCCUGGGGCAGAGGCAGGACUCCGAGGAGCUGGAUGAUGCUCUUAUUCCUGCAGAACAAGAAGUUCCUCCUUCACCAGUCAGUGUUUCUUCAGCCAGCCAAGCCAAACCAAGCUGUUCUGGUGGAGCCAGCUCCACUCCUCCUGUUUCUGAGGCCCCCCUGAAGUCAGUGGAGAGCUUCCUAGGCCACAGAUUCGGUGGCCAGCGAAGGCGCCAAGGCUUAGCUUUACGCCCACAGUGCCUGAGCCCAGAGAGUGAGCUGUCCUCGCGUGACAGUGCCAUUCACGACUACCUCCCGCUGGUGCAGCUGCAGCAAGCCCCGGGCAUGUUCCACCUGAGCGAGACCUUCUCAGAGGCGGUCCGGAUCCCCCUGGACCGCUUGUGCCGGGCCUCUCCCUACCCCUCCCACCGGGCUAGCCUCAGCCCCGCCUCCAGCACCUCUCCGUGGGCUCUGAUUGCCAAGAGCAGCCCAAAACCACCAGCAAGCCCUCCUCCCCCGGAAGCGGGCGAAGAGGGAGUCCAGACAAGCAAGGAGAGGGUGACAGAGCCGGACUCUCCCAGCUCACCCAGCACAUGCUCAGAGGUCCUGAGCACCGUGUGGGCCCAGGCAGACAGCGGGAGGGGCUCUGAAACAGACACCUGUGAGCAUUCACCAGAUGUGUCUGAAGGGAGCAUCAGCCUGCAGGAGACAGGUUCGCAGACAGAGGAGGGAGACUUGGAGAGCAUGAGCUGGGCCACAGCUGUGGCAUUAGCCUGGCUGGAGCACCGCUGCGCUGGCUUUUUUGUGGAGUGGGAGCUGCUGGCUGCCAAGGCGGAUUCUUGGCUGCAUGGGCAGCAGCUGCCAGAAGGCCUGGACGUGGCUGCCCUAAAAGGAGCAGCGCGCCAGCUUUUCCUGCUGCUCCGCCACUGGGACGAGAACAUCAAGCUGAACAUGUUGUGCUACAACCCGAAUAACAUGUGACGGGCAGGCAAGGCUUUCCAUUUUACGAGGCCAAUAAAGAGGAUGGAUCCAG